Molecule: messenger RNA, 2306 nt
Organism: Homarus americanus (American lobster)
Lineage: Eukaryota; Metazoa; Arthropoda; Malacostraca; Decapoda; Nephropidae
Product: histamine H2 receptor-like
Exons: 11
Coding region: 373-1887 (504 amino acids)
Biological process (GO): G protein-coupled receptor signaling pathway
Cellular component (GO): membrane; photoreceptor outer segment
Molecular function (GO): G protein-coupled receptor activity; peptide binding
Source: RefSeq, a predicted model, not a curated record
GGUGGCAUCAACACUUCAAUCAACUCCAACAUAAAUUUCAUUACCCAGAACACAACUAGAAAAUCCAUCUUCAUAACACAUCUAUGAGUGCUGUUACUAAUAUGACUACAAAUAUAAACACGCCACACAACACCCUUUAUAUAACACUAACUUCAGCUCUUACUGUCUACAACUUGCACUAAAAAGUCUCUUAUAAUCUAUAAUGUCCUUAAGCUAAGAGCAUUAUCAUAAGAGUAAAAAAUAAAUAAAAUAAAAACACACAAGAACUUCAAUUCCUCUUUGCUUAUACAUACACCCUCUCCACACUACUACCACAACCACAGUAGACCACUACCACCACGACCACAACCACAGUAUACCACUACCGCCAUCAUGUCCUUCGGUGGUGCUAAUCUUCGUUAUGGGGUUAUCAAGGAGAGCAACCGUACCGGGACCACCGCGGUGUUUGAGUGCCACCCAGGAGGCACUACUGAGGCGGCAAUCAUCCUAGCACUGGGAGUCCUCGGCAUGUCUGCUAAUAUUGUCCUCAUGACCUUACUCAUCGCCAGGAAGCAUCUCAGGAGGUGGUCGCAAGGUCUAUUGUUCCAUCAGGCAAUGGUGGACUGUGGUCGGGCAGCCAUCCUCAUUCCACUCGGACGAUCCAUCUACAGCUGCCAGCCGGUGACCAAGUGUUCGUUGGUGGAGACGGCCUUCCUGCUGCUGGUCACGGUGUCCACAAUCAACAUGUUAACAACGGUAUUAAGUCAAGUGCUGAACGACGCGCCCCUCCUGCCGGAAGACUCGGACCACAAGAUGAUGCCUCUUCUGAUGGAGUCACCGCAGUGUGUCCUCUUCGGCACCUUCAUGAUCUGGUUCGCCUCCAUCACCAUCAAUCUGGGCCCUACUUUCCUCUCAGGGGCUCUCGCUGCUAAUAUAGACGAGGAGCACAACGCGCCAUCAUGUCCGCUCAUUACUGGUCCACUGCGGCACUACGUGCUCAACGUGCUGUGGAUCAUCAUCAACGUGCUCGUGUUAUUGCUCACCGUCUACCACCUCUACAAGCUAUACCGCGACCUUUCCACCUCUUCCCUCGAGGCCGUCCGCAUCGCCUCCCUCGUCACCACCAUGAUCAGCGUCACCCAGCCACAAAACCAAGACCCAGAGUCGAGGGAACACCACCAGGUCAACAACUACAUCACCAGGAUGGAACGCGAGGGUGUAGAGAGAGUCAAGAUGUUUGUGGUGGUGACCGUCGCCUAUGUCGUCUUCUGGGGUCCUCUCUUCCUCGUCACACUCCUCACUCCAUCAGGGGGCAAGACCGGGCUAAGCCAUGAGGUGACACUACAUGUGGCCUACGUACACGCCUUCGUCAACCCCGCACUGUUCCUGGCACUCCACAAGGGUCUCAGAAAGGCCGUCACUGACAUCAUGUGCUGUCACUGUUCCUCGCACGACGAACAAACCAACCGAGCUGAGGGUUUGGCUGGCCUUCAACCCAACAUGACAACCUCUCGAUCUAGUCUGGGUGGAGGGUUGACGGGGGUCCUGGGCGGGCCCAUGAGUGCUAGUGGGGCCCUCAGUGGGGGUCUGAGCACUAGCGGUCUGAGUGGGGCUACGGCUCUGUCCACAGCGGCCGCUCAAGCCAUGCCCCCAUACUCCUCUGACGGUGACAUCACUCCGCCUCCAUUUUCUUCCAUAAACAGGCAAUAUCUAUUCAACGAGGUGAACAGUUCCCCGAGCAGCCUACGGGGUUCCCACCAGGAUCUGACCUCACAACACCGCCUACAUAUGGCCACACCCAAUAAGAACAGUAUGAAUGGGUACGUGGGGAGCGGGACCAGAGAGUCAAGAAGUUUCGGAGGUGGGCAGACAUUGGGCACCUAUGAGAAAAGGGAGACCACUCUUUGAUGAAGGAGAGUAUGCCCUCACUUAAGCAGGACUAAAGUUGGCGUAAACUACAGGACGUAGCGAAGCCGCCCCCAGCACCCACCAGCCUUUGGACUGAGGACAGUUUGACGCAGACGCCAGAACCCAGCAGCCGUUGGACUGGUGACAGGUGGCCACAGUCUCCAGCUACCAGUAACCGUUGGACUGGGCUCAGGUGGCCACUGUACUCAACAGCUGGAAACCGGUACAGUGGGAGUAGAUGGCCACAGUCUCCAGCUACCAGUAAUCGUUGGACUGGGCUCAGGUGGCCACUGUAUUCAACAGCUGGAAACCGGUACAAUGGGAGUAGAUGGCCACAGUCUCCAGCUACCAGUAAUCGUUGGACUGGGCUCAGGUGGCCACUGUACUCAACAGCUGGAAACCGGUGCACUGGUGGCAGG